This is a messenger RNA of Salmo salar (Atlantic salmon), 2376 nucleotides long. Its product is annotated as alpha/beta hydrolase domain-containing protein 17A-like. The record is from RefSeq and is a predicted model, not a curated record. Lineage: Eukaryota; Metazoa; Chordata; Actinopteri; Salmoniformes; Salmonidae. Gene Ontology annotation, molecular function: palmitoyl-(protein) hydrolase activity. Gene Ontology annotation, cellular component: plasma membrane; endosome membrane. Gene Ontology annotation, biological process: protein depalmitoylation; regulation of postsynapse organization.
GCACAUCCAAUGGAUUAAUAAAUGACAGUAGCUGCUAAUCAUUUCAACCACUAAAAACCGAUUUGAUUAUCAAAACGGAUAUUCGUGACGCUUGUUUUUUUUUCUUUGGUUCCCAGGCUAUAUAUUUGCGUCAGUGUCCACAAAUGACUGUCCUCCUAAAAUUGGUGUUUUCAGGUCUGGAUAACUAAACUAGCUAGCCACCCAAUGCUAGCUGCUUAGCUGAUACAUUUCUGUGACCUAAUUUAGCUAACGUUAGCUGGCUACUUAGCGAUAGAAAAUGUGUCGAAAAUUAAGCUUGGGUUUGGUUUUUGUAGUUAAAAAUAAUAUUGUUUGUGUGUGUCGUCAUUAGCAUUGCCGGGAUGUGUUUACUUAUUCCGUUGCAGGCACGACUUUACGCUUUGAAUCAUUUGGCUGUACUAGCAGUAGAAGGUCAAUAUUGUUGAUGCCAGCUACAGCUAACUAUAGUGGAAUACUUCUCAACAAACCGUUAGGCCUAUGCGCAAUGAGAUGUAAAGCUACUGUUAGGCUAUGCGAUAUGAGAUGUAAACAGAGUGGGGGCCUCAGCUAUCCAGAGUCACAGUUGCUCAUUAGUUAGUUAGCUAGUCAUUAGCUAACAGGAAGCCAUACCCAGUGUUGGCUGAAGUUAACUUUAUUCGAUUCUCUCCAACAAUGAUUAAGUCGAUCACUACGAAAACACCUCAAUAAUAACAGAAUACUUGGAAAUAUGGAUUUCAUGUGGACUUCAGCUAUACUACAUAAUCACCUGAUUCUACUUUCAAAAUAACAUUUUCAGACAACCGUCUUAAUUUUAGAUUUUUGCUGACAGGAAAACUUUCAUGUUUUGCUUUGGAGAGUAGGGGUUGGCUUUGGAUCAAUUGUUGAUUUUUGCAUGUGUUAUAGUUCAUUUUUUUGCAAAUAUCCUCUCACAGUAGAAAAUGAAUGGCCUAUCUGUCAGUGAGCUAUGCUGCCUGUUCUGCUGCCCUCCCUGUCCGAGCCGUAUUGCCGCCAAGCUUGCCUUCCUGCCUCCUGAGCCUACAUAUUCCCUCUUGCCGGACCUCGAUGGGUCUGCGGCACCAGGGACAGCAGGGUCUGCGGGGCUGAGAUCCAGGGGAGGGGUACCUGGAGCAGCUGUAGGGGGUUCAGGCAGCACUGGUCCUGCAGAGGGAAAAUGGAAGCUCCACCUGACAGAACGAGCUGAGUUUCAGUACUCCCAGAGAGAGCUGGAUGCUACAGAAGUGUUCUUCAGCCGCUCCAGCCGUGGCAAUCGAGUGGGCUGCAUGUACAUCCGCUGUGCCCCCACUGCCAGGUUUACAGUGCUGUUCUCCCAUGGCAACGCGGUGGACAUGGGCCAGAUGAGCAGCUUCUAUAUCGGCCUGGGCACACGCAUCAACUGCAACAUCUUCUCCUACGACUACUCCGGCUACGGUGUCAGCACGGGCAAGCCUUCCGAGAAGAACCUCUACGCUGACAUUGAAGCCGCCUGGCAGGCCCUGCGCACACGAUAUGGCAUCAGCCCAGAGAACAUAAUCCUGUAUGGGCAAAGCAUUGGCACCGUUCCCACGGUCGACCUGGCAUCACGGUAUGAGUGUGCCGCUGUGGUGCUCCACUCCCCCCUCACCUCUGGCAUGCGGGUGGCCUUCCCAGACACCAAGAAGACCUACUGCUUUGAUGCUUUUCCCAACAUUGAGAAGGUGUCUAAGAUCACGUCACCGGUGCUGAUCAUCCACGGGACUGAGGACGAGGUGAUCGACUUCUCCCACGGUCUGGCUCUGUUCGAGCGCUGUCCCAAGGCCGUGGAGCCACUUUGGGUGGAGGGGGCGGGACACAACGACAUCGAACUGUACAGCCAGUACCUGGAGCGCCUGCGCCGCUUCAUUGGCCAGGAGCUGGCCGCACAGCACGCCUGAACAGCCCCACACCGCCUCCAGGCUCCAACCCUCCUCUGGUUCCCCUCUGUUCCCCUGGGUCUAAGUGGGUCAGGAGGAAUGGAUGGCUGGGCUCUCAGAAUGAAUGAUCCUUCACCUUUUGGGGCGACUUUGUCUGGAUGCUCGGCAGCCCUGUCUUUUAGUUGUUUUCCUAUUUUUCUGUCUCUGUCACCUGUCAUUAAUCCUGGUCAGAGAAUCUAGUCCACCUCCCGCCCCUUGGACAGUGCAAGAAUUUACCCAGGCAUGGAGGGCUCUCUACCUUCUGCCUGUUUUAUUACUGUCUGUCUAAAGCCCCUCUCUAUUACCCCAGGCAUGGAGGGCUCUCUACCUUCUGCCUGUUUUAUUACUGUCUGUCUAAAGCCCCUCUCUAUUACCCCAGGCAUGGAGGGCUCUCUACCUUCUGCCUGUUUUAUUACUGUCUGUCUAAAGCCCCUCUCUAUUACCCCAGGCA